This is a messenger RNA of Schistosoma rodhaini, 5792 nucleotides long. The record is from the annotation of a GenBank genome assembly. Lineage: Eukaryota; Metazoa; Platyhelminthes; Trematoda; Strigeidida; Schistosomatidae.
UAUUGAAUAACUUAUGGUGACCUUGGAGUGUCAUUAUUGCCGUUACCUUCGUUAAGGCUUUAGGGACGCACGGGUUGAUGUCGUUUGCCCUCCUGAAAAAGGCCUUCGGUAUCGGGAAAGCAAUCGACGACCGAGAGUUUGACGAGUUUCUUAAGGCAGUUGACGUCAAUGAUGUGCAUGUCGGGCAAUUGAGUAAAUUAUUAAGAAAAAAAGCAGUCCGGUUGUUUGUCCUAAAAAAUGAAGACUCAGGUGUUAUAUUUGAUUCUUCAGUACAAAAGGAUCCUGUUAAAUCCGCUCCAACCAUUAAUAUUGGUCGUCAGCAGUUGAAUCUUAGUGAUAUGGCGUUUGGGUCUUAUUCUUUGAAUAACAGAAAGCCGCUCUUGAAUUCAAUGAAAAUUCAUGAUAUGAGUUCUAUUGGGCAGGUUCUGUUUACUCGAGUUUUUCAUGAAUUUGAUGAGUGGCGAAAGCUGUAUUCAAAAAGUGAACACAACCAUGGGAUCAAGCAAGAGACCUCCGUUGGAAAUCCCGAAUUGUUAAAGAAACAUAACUUAAGGAGUUACAAAACUUUGGCAGUUUGCCUGCUUAUCAAUUUGGAGUGGUGUUCGCCUACUAGUGGGUCGUGUACCAACAAAGCAUGCUCACAAAAGUCACAUAGUCGUCGGAAUUUCUAUCAUCUAUUCAACAAUGAUAUUUCCCACCACAACCAACUAGUUCCUCAGUCGUCUACGGAUACUAGCUUGAAGUUAUCGGCCUUUACCGCGAGACGUUUCUACAAUAUGCUCUUUGAACACUGGGCCCAGUUGAGCUUAAUAAUAGAGACACUAUCAAAUGAAUGUGCAAUAGCCGUAUGCAGCAAUGCUAAAAGCUACUGGGGCACACACAAACUUGUUCCAGAAACACACUGUACAGAAACCAUUGCAAAAGCUUUCAACAACUUUCUGAAUUAUUUCCGAGAUCUAUGUUUACCCAAAUUAUCUUUUCCAAUUUGGCCUACGUUAAAUGUCACAUUAUCUACCGAUUUUGACUCAUUAUCACCCUGCUCUGAUCGAUCACGAGCAGAUUGUGUUGCUUAUUGGCUUAAUAUGGACCCUACAUAUUCCCAGUCAAUGAUCGUCGAUUCUAACCAAGCUUCCAAAGACAGUCUACUCGAUGUGUUUGUGAGAUCAUGUCUGGCACCUUUAAUUAUUAAAGGUAAUAGUAAAGAACAUCGUAGCUUUCUUGCUCGGUUGAUUACUGGUAUUCUUAUGUUCCAUACUGGUUGGAUUGAUGGUUCAGGAUCACGUUCAAAUCCGGGGGUCAGUUGUGGGAAUUCGUCAAUAUCGAAUAACCAGAAUAUGCCCGUCAGGUUAUUGGAUCAGUUGCUCACACAAACAGGUUUCAGAACCAUGGGAACGGAUUCAGUAUCAUUCGGAAGUAUAUUUAACUGCACUGUAAUUUCUGGCCAGUCUCGUGCUUAUUUAAUGGCCCUUCUUCACUUCGCUACAUAUUUCUUGAGAUUCAUGUGCUUGAUUCACACGCAGGAAUGCCUCCCAGAACUUGGACCAGCUGAUCUGUUUGAAUUAGAACAACAGAAACGGCGGACUCGUCUAGGUGCUAAAUCACGUCGUAAAUCUGGGUCGGCGACCAGUAGUAACUCAACUGGUCACGGCGGUGAUGCACAUGAUUCUGGUAUCAGUUCUCAGGAAGAUUUGACUUCUACAUUUCAUUCGGCGAGCACUGGAUCAUCUCCUACACACGUUUCUGGUAUGGCGUUGUGCAUGACACAUCGACUAACUCGUGACCAGUGUCGAAUGGCUGAAGUAGCUGCUCACUUUAUGGUUACUCGGGAGGCUGCAGCAGCAGCGGCGGCAGCGGCAUCCGGUCUAAUUAAUUCUCAAACUUCUGUUGGCACAACACGUUCCACUGACAUGUCAUCGGGAUUAGUAGAUGGUAGCAGUGCUGCUAGUAAACCAUGUCCAUCUAAUAAUUCACCUCGUUCUUAUCAAUCUCGGUAUACUGAAGUUCCUUUGCUGAUAGAAAAAUUCUUUGAUGGUGAUGAAGAGUUGUGUAGUUGUUUACCAAUUGAAGUUAUUCCGGGCUCAGGUAAUCAUCCUAGUGCCUUGACGUUACCGCUAGGAAGAAGCAGCAGUCCAACUUCACCGUGUAAUACGUUAGAUAAUUUUAAAACUCACUGUUUACCAAUCUAUCCACAAUCUGCAGAUCGUUCAUCAAAGCAUUUGUGUACCCUGCAAUCACGUGAUCAUGAGGUACCGUUUUCAUCAUCAUCAAGAGUACGGGAUGGAUCUAAUAUCUUCAGUAUUGAUAAUAUGUCACCAUCGUCAUCGAUUUAUCAUACAGAGGAAGAAGUACCACAUGCUAUCAAUCCAGUUCAUCAUUCUCCAUUGCCAACACUUGCAAAUCAUUCACUAAUCUCCGGUACUGUUACUGAUUUAUACCAUAGUGGUCAUGUGUUACAAGCGACUGUUGAACAUCCUGAAAGUUUCAAAUCACGUUUAGAAGAAAAUUUACUUCAGUGGAUUACUUACGGUCCAUUUAUUAUUAACGAUUUAAAUGACUUAUCAUUCAAUAACUCCAAUAAUAAUACUAGACCAGAGGAAUCAUUAUUAUCCAACCAAUCGCAUCCACCAAUUAAAUCUAGUCUCUUGUGUCAGAAAUCUAGAGAUUGUCAAUUAAAACAACUUAAAUGGUCUGCUACAAGUUUAUUGAUUAAUUGCGAUUCUAAGAGUAUCGAGGCCCUAACGCUUAUUCAAUCCAAAUCUACAGAUUCAAUUUCAAACAAGGAAUCAGAUGAUGCAAAUUUGAUAUUAAGCCAUCAUAGUACUAUUAGCGCUGGAAGUAGUAGUGGUACACACGUUAGUCGAGAUCGUGUAAAAGUAAAGUUGGAUGAGACAGAACCCUUUGAACAACAAUCAGUUCCAAUGACACCACAGUGUAAAUUUGGUUCAUGUAUUACUCGGCGUAUUAUACCAAUUAAACCUGCUCCUUUGGUAUUUCGUCUUAUCGAACAAAUCCAUAUGGUGUUAGAUUCAACAAACUGUUCACUGAUGACUCUGAAACAUCUGGAGGGUAAUCUGCAAUCGAUUUAUCUUAAAAGUUCAAUACUGACAAAUUUGUUAGUUAAAGAAGGCUCAAAUACGCUUCAUCGAGUCGACCGAAUGACCGUUGCUGCAGGGUUAGUGACAAUAAUUAUUUGUUUAUUAAAAUUAGUUUUCAUGCUUACAAGUUAUGACAUAUAAUAGACUUUUUGGAAUUUUGUUGCUCACUUUUUGUAACAUUGAAUGAAUGAUUAGUGACUGGAUGUUUGAUUCCUACUCUGUCUAUGUUUUGAGAUGUUAUGCACUAAGACUAACUUUCAUGUUAUCGGUUUUCCUUAAACUCAGGUAUAUAAACUUGUUGUAAAAAAGUUAAAAGAAUGGAUUAUUGCAUAAAAUGCUGUGGGCAUUUUUUAAAAUUCGUUGUAUAAGUUGACCGGUUAUUUUGAAAAACUGAUUACUUAUAGAUAACAUUACUUUGUAGUAUAUUUGGGUUUAGGGUAAUACUGAAGUCCAUGAUGUUCGUUUUAACGUAUUUGGAUCCAUCAGCCGGAUGUACCUGCAUCUGUGUUGAUGUCCAUAUUAAAACUCAAACUUUAUACUUAUUGUUUCAAACUUCAGUGCGUUGUCUAUCGACCUAAUGUGUCCACUGACUUAUUCAAUGAAUAUAUAUAUUCAGGGUAGAAAUUAUUUAUACAGGUGAACCAUAUGUAUUUUACUUCCCAUGAAGAUCAUAAUACUGCUUGUGGAAAGACGAAAUCCUGUAACAUGUUUCCAAUUUAUCUGAAUUUUUAUGUCAUACUGCAUAAAAGUUGGCACGGGAAGUAUCACAAGAAAAAAUGAUUAGUAGACGUACUGUAGAAUACUAGUGUGUAUUGAUUAUUUAAAACAAACAUUUAUCAGUGAUAAGUGGUAUCAGUUCCGAUUCAUGUCAGCUAUAGUGCUCCAACUUGUGUUGGAUCUGUUAAAUUUCAAUUAAUAAGAUUAUGAAUCUUCACAUGUAACAUUCAAUGACUUUGUAUCACUUCGUUAUUUCACUUCUUUGAAAUGAUAUUCAUACCAGUAUGUUAGUUAGAUCAUAUUCCUGUCAGUACUAAAUGAGGUUAUUUAUUUAUUGGAUACGCAUAAAUCUGGCACAAUUAAGGACCAAAAAUAGAAUGUACCACGCAAAGUACAGAGAUCACAUUAUGAAAAAACAAAAGGUGAGAAAAGGGGGGUUUCAUUGUGCGCGCGAAAGAAAGGAAAGUAUUUACAUGUGGACAAGAAUAGUGUACAUAAAUAGAUGCUAUUCAGCUAACAAUAAAACCGGAAGAGGCCUCUUUCAGUAAAAGGCAUUUCUUUUAUUUUUAUGACAAACAGAAAUCACAGCCAAGGGCUUCUAUUUUCAGCCAUAUCUAAAGGCAUUGAGUCUCACCAUCUUUAUAACCAUGAUUAAGAAGUUUUUAUAAACGGGCAGAUGCCAGUCUUGUAAAACCUUCUUUAAUACAACAGUGUUAUAUCUUCUCUCCAGUUUUUCCACCAAGUCCAAUUAUCGGCAAAUAGUCCACUAUGUAAAAGCCUUUGGAAUGAUACGUCCAAGCCGCUAAGACCAGUGUUUCAAGAUAGUGACACAAACUGAGUCAUCGUCACCACAGUAUUACUGACGUGGUGUUGCUGCUGAAUGUCAGCAUUAUUUCCGAAAUGACGGUGUUAGAACACAAAAAGUCACCGAACAUUCUCAUUUGAAAGGAGCGAGGUGCCACAAGCAUGAGAGAAAACUACUCGAUCUAUACACCAAGACAUUGCGAUCUGUCCGAAAAAGUCACAGUUUAGCAUUAGCCUCUCUGGCUUAUUUGUAGAUUGACUUCGUCAGUAACGUUACCACCAACAGUCACUCAGUUGUCAAGAUACAAAACGUUUUACGACUUUAUCUAACAGGUCACCACAGAGUGAGUACAAAUACAGACUUCUGUUAUUCUUGUGAAAUUACUUUUGAUUUAGAACGUUCAAAUCACAUGACAUACUUGAAGACACUGGUUGACAAAUAAUUAAGUGGAGUUUUCAUACUUGUAUAUUAUCUCAUAGUAGAGCAUUUUCAUCCACAUACUCAAAAUCUAAUAGUCUUUUGCAAAGAAAUACCCUCACCACUACCAUGUUCUUUCAUCAGAGCUGUUUUCAGAAUGCUGUCAAUGGUCAAGUUGCUAAGCAAUCACGAAAUUGGGGAACUUUACCUAACUCAAUUACUGGUUUUGAAUAAUGUGGGACGUUAGUUAUGUACUCUCAUUUUACCUGUGGUAUUUUGUACAGAGCUUGUAGGAUAUUAAGAAACUCAAAGGCUCGGUCCUGUCAAAUACAAUGAAAGUGGCUCUAGUAUAAAAAAGACAAGAUGUUGUGAAUUACAUAAAUAAAUAGCAAUUGUUGUCUGUUCUGUUCAAUAUAUAUAUUUUUUGUUAAGAAGCAGUCCAGUGAUGUACGUGUUUGUAGUGAGAUUUUCACAUAAAAUUGAAUGGUUCAUUUCGAUUUCCAAAUCACGUGCAUUUUGUUUUAAAAAAAUAUGCAUCGUAAUUCCAUUUUAGUGAAUAAUGCUAUUUUUGAAACAACAUAAUUAGUUAAUAGAGUUCAUUUCCAGAAUUAUUACUUAUGAUUUUGUUUGAUUAUAAAUGGUUAAUCCAACUUCUUCUAUUUCAUUAUGUGAAUUGCGAAAUGUAAUUCUUAUAUCAUCAGUAUAACAACUAGUUUUUCUUUUCUGGUUAGCGUUUUUUUUAGCGAGUUGGUUUUCUA